GUCUGGCCUCGUGUAAAUAUAAACGAUGUAAUGAUCACUGCCUGGCCUCGUGUAGUAUAAGUGACAUGACAGAAAGUAUAAGGUCAGGUAACAGUGUCUGGCCUCGUGUGAUAUAAGUGACGUAACCAACCCUAUAAGUGACAUAACAAACAGUGGCUGGUCUCGUGUUGUCUGUUAGCAAUGUUCCGCGUCACCCUGUAUUACAUGGACGUACUGCAGGUGGCCGCGGCGCCCCUGCCAGGGAAGCCGUGCCCGGACAGGGACUACACAGAACCUCCGCUGAACCGAUUCUCGCGGAGGAAAUCAGUCUUUGCCGAGGCCUAUGACCCUGAAGAGGAUGACGACGAGGGAGAGAGGAUCAUCCACGCCAAAUCCGACGACCAGCGGCAAAGGCUGUCCGAGAGCGUCAAGACCAUCUUCCUCUUCCGAUCUCUGGACCAGGACCAAAUAUCCGAGGUGCUGGAUGCAAUGUUCGAGCGGGUCGUGACUGAAGGAGAAUUCGUGAUCAAACAAGGCGACGAUGGGGACAACUUCUACGUGAUUGAGUCCGGCGUGUACAACAUCUUCGUGAAGACGGACAGCGAGGCCGAGCCGGCGCUGGUGGGCAAGUAUGACAACUCAGGGAGCUUCGGCGAACUGGCGCUCAUGUACAACCUGCCGCGCGCCGCCACCAUCCAGGCCGUGACCUCCGGCGCGCUCUGGGCCAUGAACCGAACCACCUUCCGCCGGAUACUGCUGAAGAGCGCCUGCAGGAAGCGGCGGAUGUACGAGUGCCUGCUGGAGAGUGUGCCCAUGCUGAAGACGCUAGAGAAAUACGAGCGGAUGAACCUUGCCGACGCGCUGGUGUCCAAGACGUACGAGGCGGGUGAGUUGAUCAUCCGGCAGGGCGACGGGGGAGACGGCAUGUACUUCAUCGAGGAGGGGACCGUUCGAUGCAUCAUGACCAAGGACGACAACCAGGAGAAGGAGAUCAGCCGGGUCACCGUGGGCGGCUACUUCGGCGAGCUGGCGCUGGUCACCAAGAAGGCCCGCGCCGCCUCCGUCUACGCCGUCGGGAGGACAAAGGUCGCCUUCCUGGACGUGGAGGCGUUCGAGCGGCUGCUGGGUCCGUGCAUGGACCUGAUGAAGCGCAACAUUGAGGACUACGAGAACGAGCUCCUCAGAAUCUUCGGCUCCAAGGCCAACAUCUCCGACAUCCGAUGAGGCGGAACUCUCCUCGCCCCGGCUGUGUCUGUGUCUGGCCCGCCCCCCCUCGGCGCUGGGCGGCGGCGGCGGCGGCGCUAAGGGUCAUGGAGGCCGAGGGGGACGUCUGGCCUAGGCUCGGCAGCUCGGGGUGUUCACGUGUUUAGUCAUACGUUUGGGGCUCGCUGGUGUUGGGUCCGUCUAGGGGGGCUGGGUGGUGGGUGGGUGUGAGGGAGGGUCUAUUUGUGGGCGUGGGCCAGGCCGAUAUCUUCCUCUUGCUAGGCGUGUGUGACUUACUUAUUCGCCUCCUCUUCCUAAUCCUCCUCCUCUUCCUGGUCUUAUAAUUUCUCUGUCUUUUUUUUCCUCUUUUCCAUAUGCCUAUACAUGUAACAUCUUCCUCCUCCCUUUCCUCCUCUUCCUAAUCUUUUUCUCUCAUUUCUCUCUCCAUAUGCCUAUGCAACCUCUUCCUCCCCCUCUUCCUCCUCCUCCUCCUCCUCUUCCGUUUCUUAAUUCUCCUCAUCAUCACAUAUCCAUAUAACCUCCUUCUCCUCCUCUUCCCCUUAGUCUUAAUCCUCUUUAUUUUAUCUCUCUCGUCCUCCUCCUCCUCCUUCUCCUCCUCCUCCUCCUCCUCCUGCAGUAGAACACACGUGACUGGUGCAUAUCAAGGGACAGCCCUCCGCCCGGCCGCCCUUCGCUGGCCCAGGAUCAGCGAGCUCUGCCCUUCCGUUGCUCUGGGCAUGUGCGUUACUGUAAAGGGCGCGGCUGACUGUGUGGGUGGGUGAGGGGGUGAAGGGGUGCGCCAAUAUGUACGCACACGGCGGUCCAUUUUGUACGCAAGGGGAUUGGUUUGUAGAUUUUUUUUUUUGUUGUUUUGAAAAGUCGUUGGAGUUUUUGUUUUGCUUCUUCCUUUUCCUCCUCUUUUUUCUUCUUUCUUCCUCGAUCUCUCUUCUUUUUCCUCUAUUUCCUCUUCUUCCUCUUUUUAUUCCUCUUUUCUUCUCUUUCUUUUAAACUUACCACCACUCUUUCUCCUCCUCCUCCUCCUCCUCCUCGACACAUAAACUUAAAUUUCAAGACAUGUUAACCCGCCCCCCCACCCCUGAUAUGCGUACAAACUGGACCCCCGUCUGCGUACAAACUGACCACCACCACCACUACCACCACCACCACUACCAGCACUGCACCCCUAACCGCAUGCCGAGAGCUGAGUUUCUGAUCAUUAUCGUUUCAUUACUCUUCUGUUUCCCUGAUUGCUGUAUUAUAUGGGCGAGUGAUUAGCUAUUGUUUACGUGUCCCAGACUGCCGGCCGAUUCUUGACCGCCGGGGUGCCAAGACCUCAAUGAGUCCAGAGUCACUGAAUGGGAGAGUCUGGCCAUCCUUAUCACUGGGGCCAUGUUGCUACUGAAGGGGCCGCGCGAAAUUUAACUAGAUGAUAUGUUAGUGUUUAUAUAUGUGUGUGUAAGUGUGUUCUAGGUAUCGGCAGAAGCCCUAAGAUGUACCUGGAACACACGCGCUAAUAAAACAAUAUUGUAUCUCCAUCAAGUUGCAUUUCGCUCAGCUCUUUUGGUAACAGCAUGACCCCUGUGGUGAAGGUGGCCAAGCUCUCCUAUUCUGCGGCUCUGGGUUUGCCCGGCGAAGGUUCAGGGGCGAGCUAAGCCGAUCUGUGGCCUGGCCUUGGGUGGGGUUGGCCAGGCUGCGUUCAGGCGGCGGUGGCGCUGUCGAGGCUUGUGUCGAGGAAAGACUGGCUACGGGGAAGGUGGUGGAAGAGGAGGAGGAGGAGGAGGAAAGAAGAGAUGAACUAGGAGAAAAGAAAAAACAGAAGGGAGUGAAAUUAACAAGUCAUAGAACAAGAAGAAGAAAGAAAAACAAGAACAACAAUUAUUAAAAAAAAGACGAAGAACAAGAAGAACAAAAAAAUAAGAAGAAAAAGAACAAGAAGAAGAACAAAUCUUAAAAUAAGAAGAAGAAAAUGAAAAACAAGACGAGGAAGAAGAGGAACAACAACAACAAUAACAACAACAAGAGCCUUCCCUUCCUAACCACCAAACCAGUCAACCAGUCAACCAGUCAACCAAUCAGCCACUCCACUACCGCCUCGGACGCAGCCUGCCGCCCGCCGACCCUCUCUCCCUGAGCCUGACCUGACCUGACCUCACCUCACCUAGCGGGCCAGGCCUUCCCCUCAACGCUGUGGGAAUAAUAGUAAUUUUUUAAUGUCCAAUGAUUGUUGUCGACUUCAUGUAGCAGCAGCUCAUGUUAUAUUACCUUGUUUAGGGUCUAUUUUAUUAUUAUUACUACGAUGGGGUCAGCUCGGCGCUCUCCUGCGAACCGGUCCACACAAACUAUAUGUAAAUACACACGUAAAGACGCCAAAAUAUGAGAUUCGGAGAUGUGAACGGAAAUUAUUGAGAGCUUUCCGUAUCGCUCGAGAACCAAAAGAGCGACUGAUUAAAGGGAAAAAAAGCCAUGAAGAAUAUAAGACCAUUAGCAAAUAAAAACGCCAAAAUAUGAGAUUCGGGGAUGUAAAGGGAAAUAAUUGAUAGCUUUCCGUAUCAGCCGAGAACCAAAAGAGCGAUUGAUUAAAGGAAAAAAAAGCCACGAAGAAUAUAAGACCAUUAGCAAAUAUAAGAGAGUUAGAACUAUAUAGAAGGAAUGAGAUAGCGUUGGCAGACUCUAGACAAUUUAUCAGCCAUAGAAAAGGUAGUGAAAGAACGACGCUUAAUUAGGAGCGCAAUCAAAUACAUAUAUAGACACCUUAGCCAUUGAAACAUUAGAAGAUUAGACCGAUUACACAGGGAUAUGAAAGUAAGAAAAAGAAGGAAUUAGUUAAGAAUACUAUAAAGCUUAGCAAAAAGGGGAAAGCUUGUAAUAGAAGUCAGCUUAACAUAGACGUCUUGUUGUUACGAAGAAAUGAACCAAACUUAUUUUUUUCUUCGUUUAUUAAAGAUAUGAAAGUAAGAAAGAGAAAGAAUGAGUUAACAAUUAAGGGAAAGCUUUUAAUAGAAGUAACCUUAACAUAGACGUCUUGUUGUUAUGAAGAAAUGAACCAAACUGUUAUUUUUUUCUUCGUUUAUUUUGUCUCACGUUAUAAAGGAUUGGAAUAUAUAUAAUCAAGUAAUCGUACCGGUGCCUGGAGACCGCCGAGCUUAUCCUAUAUGUACCUUUUGUAAUCAUAAUAAUUUCUUGUAUAGCCUAUUCAAAUGUGGUGGUAUACAGGGCUCCUCUCAACCCCCCGGUGAAUAAUAAUAAUAAUAAUAAUAAUAAUAAUAAUAAUAAUAAUAAUAAUAAUAACAAUAAUAACAAUAAUAACAGUGAUAAUUACACCGCAAGAAACAGUAAUAAUCUUGAUAAACGCAAAAAAAUAAUAAUAAAUACAACAAGGAUGGGUUUGAGAAGAGAGAGAGAGAGAGAGAGAGAGAGAGAGAGAGAGAGAGAGAGAGAGAGAGAGAGAGAGAGAGAGAGAAUAAUGAAAGAAAAAAGAUAGAAAGAGAAAGAAAUAAUGAGAGAAAGAAUGAAAGAGAGAAAAAUAAUGAGAGAAAGAGAUUAAAGAAAGAGAAAUACAGAAAAAAAGAAUUAGAGAGAGAGAGAGAGAGAGAGAGAGAGAGAGAGAGAGAGAGAGAGAGAGAGAGAGAGAGAGAGAGAGAGAGAGAGAGAGAGAGAU
Eriocheir sinensis (Chinese mitten crab) is the source of this 4840-nucleotide messenger RNA. RefSeq names its product cAMP-dependent protein kinase type II regulatory subunit-like (gene Pka-R2). The coding region runs from base 181 to 1203 and encodes 340 amino acids. Gene Ontology annotation, molecular function: cAMP-dependent protein kinase regulator activity. Lineage: Eukaryota; Metazoa; Arthropoda; Malacostraca; Decapoda; Varunidae. The transcript has 8 exons. Gene Ontology annotation, biological process: regulation of protein phosphorylation. Gene Ontology annotation, cellular component: cAMP-dependent protein kinase complex. The record is from RefSeq and is a predicted model, not a curated record.